This is a messenger RNA of Suncus etruscus (white-toothed pygmy shrew), 978 nucleotides long. RefSeq names its product olfactory receptor 2G3-like. The transcript has a single exon. Lineage: Eukaryota; Metazoa; Chordata; Mammalia; Eulipotyphla; Soricidae. Gene Ontology annotation, cellular component: membrane. The record is from RefSeq and is a predicted model, not a curated record. Bases 1 to 978 code for a protein of 325 amino acids. Gene Ontology annotation, biological process: G protein-coupled receptor signaling pathway. Gene Ontology annotation, molecular function: G protein-coupled receptor activity; olfactory receptor activity.
AUGAUUUACCUCCUAGCUUCAGAAAAAGCAGUGGAUGUCAGCAAUGAGAGUUAUGCGACAGACUUCAUCCUCCUAGGGUUUUCUGAUCAGCCCCAAUUAGAGCGCAUCCUCUUCGUGGUUGUCCUCAUCUCCUAUCUCGUGACUCUGAUGGGAAACUCAACCAUCAUCCUGGUCUCAUACCUGGACGUCCAGCUCCACACUCCUAUGUAUUUCUUCCUCUCCAACCUGUCCUUUUUAGAUCUCUGUUUUACAACCAGCAUUGUCCCCCAGAUGCUGGUCAAUCUUUGGGGUCCCAAAAAGACUAUUACAUAUUGGGGCUGUGUGCUCCAAUUCAUCAUCUCUGGAGACCUGGGAGCCACUGAAUGUGUCCUGCUGGCUGUGAUGGCCUAUGACCGCUAUGCUGCCAUCUGCCAACCUCUUCACUACACGGUCAUUAUGAACCCUCAGCUCUGCCACAAGCUGGUACUGGCUACCUGGUUAACUGCUCUAGGAUGUGCCAUACUUGUGUGCACUUUGACUUUAAAGUUGCCAAGAUGUGGGCACCGAGAGGUGGAUAAUUUUUUCUGUGAGAUGCCAGCACUGACCAAGCUGGCUUGUGUGUCUUCCAAAGUAGUUGAGACUGUCGUCUUUGUUCUUGGAGUGGUACUUCUUGUAGUGCCAUUAUCACUCAUUCUCAUCUCCUAUGGGAUGAUCACACGUGCUGUGAUGAGAAUCAAGUCAGCAUCAAGAUGGGGAAAAAUCCUCAAUACCUGUGGCUCCCACCUCACUGUGGUGACUCUCUUCUAUGGAACAGCCAUUUCUAUGUACAUGAGACCACCGAAUAAGGGCAAAUCCCAGGAGGGCGAGAAGUUUCUCACUCUCUUCUACACCAUCAUCACACCCAGCCUUAACCCUCUGAUCUACACAUUAAGAAACAAAGAUGUGAAGAGUGCAGUGAAGAGACUGUUGUUUGUAAAGAAAUUCUUAGUAAAGUCAUGA